CUUGGCUUCCGCAACACAACCUAUGGAGGUCAGCACGUGGCCAGCGAUCCUUGAUCUGUUAGGGAACUUGGCUUUCCCGAUGAUACUCCUAGGGAGUUUGCUGUUGAGGAGCUCGUCUUCAAACAGUCCUGCAGGACCCAAUUUGCCCUUCGGACUUGGAAGAAGCAAGGCCAAGUUUCAGAUGGAACCGAACACAGGAAUCACAUUUGACGACGUGGCCGGGGUCGAUGAGGCGAAGCAGGACUUCCAGGAGAUUGUGGAGUUCUUAAGGACGCUAGAGAAGUUCGCGGCCGUGGGGGCAAGGAUCCCCAAAGGAGUUCUUCUAGUGGGGCCACCAGGGACGGGGAAGACCUUGUUGGCCAAGGCGAUUGCAGGAGAAGCUGGGGUCCCUUUCUUUUCGCUGUCCGGUUCAGAGUUCAUCGAGAUGUUUGUCGGGGUAGGCGCUUCGAGGGUGCGAGACCUGUUCAACAAGGCGAAGGCGAAUUCGCCUUGCUUGGUCUUCAUUGAUGAGAUUGAUGCUGUCGGGAGGCAGAGAGGAACUGGCAUUGGAGGAGGAAAUGAUGAAAGAGAGCAAACACUGAAUCAGUUGCUCACCGAGAUGGAUGGUUUUAGCGGGAACAGUGGAGUGAUCGUCAUCGCGGCAACGAAUCGUCCCGAAAUCCUCGAUUCUGCCUUGCUCAGGCCAGGAAGGUUUGACAGACAGGUAAGUGUUGGACUACCAGAUAUAAGGGGAAGGGAAGAGAUACUGAAGGUACACAGCAAAAAUAAGAAGCUAGAUAAGGAUGUAUCUCUCGGUGUGAUUGCCAUGCGAACGCCGGGAUUCAGUGGCGCUGACUUGGCGAAUCUGAUGAAUGAGGCCGCCAUUCUUGCUGGGAGGAGAGGCAAAGACAAGAUCACGAUGAAGGAGGUCGACGACUCGAUUGACCGCAUCGUGGCUGGAAUGGAAGGAACCAAGAUGGUGGAUGGAAAGAGCAAAAUGUUGGUCGCAUAUCACGAAGUCGGGCACGCUAUCUGCGUGACAUUGACACCAGGACAUGACCCGGUACAGAAAGUCACUCUAAUACCCAGAGGCCAAGCUCGCGGUCUCACGUGGUUUUUGCCCGGUGAAGAUCCUACCCUCAUCUCCAAACAGCAGUUAUUUGCUAGAAUUGUUGCAGGUCUAGGUGGCCAAGCCGCUGAGGAAGUCAUAUUCGGAGAACCAGAAAUCACCACCAGCGCAGCUGGAGACUUGCAACAAAUCACUCAGAUAGCAAGACAGAUGGUAACAACGUAUGGUAUGUCCGAAAUUGGGCCAUGGGUGUUGAUCGAUCCAACAGUACAAAGCAGCGAUGUAGUCCUGAGGAUGCUAUCUAGGAAUUCCAUGUCAGAGAAGCUCGCGGAGGACAUCGACUCAUCUGUCAAGAACAUCAUUGACAAUGCAUAUGAGAUCGCAAAGGCACAUAUAAAGAACAACCGGGAGGCCAUGGACAAGAUAGUGGAUCUGCUUCUGGAGAAAGAGACACUUACAGGAGAUGAAUUCAGAGUGAUACUUUCGGAAUUUACAGAUGUUUCAAUCAACAACACAAAGAGGACUCCUGCUAGGGAGAUGAUUGAGGUCUAGGAAACACAAUUAUAGUUGUACAUUAGCAGAGUGAAAAGAAAUUUAAAUAUGUACUCUGACUAGAGGAUUGUAUAAAUAACAAGGUCUAGUUUUUUUACAUGGAAAAGAGAGUUUUACUGUGUCUUGCUAAUUGAUAUUGCGACAAUUUACUCAUUUGAUUGCUGCA
Molecule: messenger RNA, 1766 nt
Organism: Syzygium oleosum
Lineage: Eukaryota; Viridiplantae; Streptophyta; Magnoliopsida; Myrtales; Myrtaceae
Product: ATP-dependent zinc metalloprotease FTSH 6, chloroplastic
Exons: 5
Coding region: 23-1600 (525 amino acids)
Biological process (GO): regulation of apoptotic process; proteolysis
Cellular component (GO): membrane; chloroplast thylakoid
Molecular function (GO): ATP hydrolysis activity; ATP binding; ATP-dependent peptidase activity
Source: RefSeq, a predicted model, not a curated record